ACUACUUUGAAGCUGACCAAACGUGAAUUAAAAUAACAUGCUGAAGGAAACGCUGCUCAUCCUGGCGCUGACUGCCGCAGCGCUGGCUGCCGACUAUGAUCCUUACCUAGAUAUACCCUUUAAGCGAGUCAAGACUUCGGCUGAACGCAUCGAAUCGCAUGGCUAUCCGGCCGAAACGCACGAGGUGGAGACCGAGGAUGGCUAUGUGCUGAACAUGUUCCGCAUACCGUAUUCACCCAAGCUGGGCAAUGCUGGACAGGCACAGCGUCCGGCUGUGCUUAUACAGCACGGCCUGUUCAGCUGCUCCGAUUGUUUCCUGCUCAAUGGGCCGGACAAUGCUUUGGCCUACAACUACGCGGAUGCGGGCUACGAUGUCUGGCUGGGCAAUGCCCGUGGCAAUAUUUACUCCCGUAAUAAUACCAGAAUAAGCACGAGUCAUCCAUAUUACUGGGCAUUCAGCUGGCAUGAGAUUGGUGCCUACGAUCUGCCGGCCAUGAUAGAUCACAUCCUGGCGACGACCGGUGAGAAGGCGGUGCAUUAUGUGGGUCAUUCCCAGGGCUGCACCACAUUCUUUGUGAUGGGCGCCGAACGGCCCGAGUAUAAUGCAAAGAUUAAGACCGCCCAUAUGCUGGCCCCGCCAAUUUUUAUGGGCAACACCACGACGGACAUUAUCCUAGCCACGGCCGGCUAUGUCGGCUCGCCGGGCUUGGGCGCUGAGCUGCUGCAGAAUCAGGUGUUCCUGCCCAUGAAUCCCAUAAUACAGCGCAUCCUGGACACAGCCUGCAGCAAUGAUCCCUAUCUGUUGAACUACUGCAAGAUUCUGGCCAUGAUGUGGGGCGGUGACAGUGAGGGCAAUCUGAAUGUGACGCUGCUGCCACAGGUCGCCGAAACUCAUCCCGCUGGCAUUUCCACCAACCAGGGCAUUCACUUUAUACAGUCCUAUGUAUCGAACGAGUUCCGUCAGUAUGACUGGGGUCCAACUAAGAACAAGGCCACUUAUGGCUCGGAAGUGCCGCCAUCGUAUGAUCUAACGAAGAUCACAUCGAAACUCUACCUGUACGUGGGCCUGGCCGAUGAGUCGGCAAAUGUCAAGGAUGUGGCACGCCUGCCGCCGCUGUUGCCGCAGCUGGAGGAGCUCUACGAAAUACCGGAUGAAACAUGGGGUCACCUGGACUUUAUAUUCGCAAAGCAAGUGAAAGAGGUUAUCAACGACAAGGUUAUAACCACAAGUGAGGCCUACGAUCGACUCUACAACAACUGAACGUUCAGUUUAGUCAUAUAUAAUCGCAACUAACUUCUGUCUUAA
Molecule: messenger RNA, 1306 nt
Organism: Drosophila montana
Lineage: Eukaryota; Metazoa; Arthropoda; Insecta; Diptera; Drosophilidae
Product: lipase 3
Exons: 3
Coding region: 38-1261 (407 amino acids)
Biological process (GO): lipid metabolic process
Molecular function (GO): hydrolase activity, acting on ester bonds
Source: RefSeq, a predicted model, not a curated record